GCUAACUACUAACUAAUUACUAGUCAUGUAUAGCAGGUACCUAUCCAGUAAUUAUAAGAACAUGUAACUAUAUAAAUAGUAUAUAGUGGCGACGUUGGUAGACAUGUAACAUGCCUACGCUAAUGGCCUGAUGGCAAGAUGACCAGGGCUGAAAAGCUUGGCUCUCGUUUAUUUUCAAAUGAAAGGCGGAAAGAUUCCCCCUUCGAUUUAUCUCUCCGUUUCUCGUCAGCCUAUUCUCGUGCUGGAGUUCUCAUCCAGCUCGUCGUCGUUCGUUACAUUCCUGGAAAUAUUUCCAUCCGAUCGUUCUUAUUUAUUAUAGUUACUUAAUUUUUAAUCUUUGCGCAUUUACUUUUAUUCUUGCUUUCAACUUUGAGUUAAUAUAAUUAGUUCCCUCUUAUAUUGUGGCUAAUUACUAUUGCUACCAAGAUGGCUUCGAAUGAGAAUCCGAGGCCGACUAUUGAAACGAGAGAUGAGAAUGAAGUUUCGUCCGUGAGCAGCCCGGCCUCAGCGACCCACGAGAACGCUACAGCAGCUCCGGUAACGAGGGACCAGCCUGAAGAGCCCGUGAACGGGGGAACACCAUCGUUACCAGCUAGGCCAGCAGGAAAUCCAACUGCUCAACCACGAUCGCCUGCACAUCAGCAGCCACUCCCACAACCGUAUCCUCAAUAUCCAUCACCUUAUGGGCCAUAUGCCUACCAGCCCCAGCCGUAUCAGUGUGCGCAGCCUAUUCGAGCCCUUCCUCCUUAUUCAAAGUCCUGGACAGCCGCCAAGCUCGUUCUCACAGUCUUCUCAACUAUCUUCGCUAUCGUAAUCCUGGCUUUGUCAUGCGCCUUCCUUGGCGAUGAUGGUAAUGCCGAAGGCAUGGCAUUGUAUGCCCUUCCUAUUAGCAUCGCUGCCAUUUUAUGGAACGGCGCCGAGUUAAUCACCUUUGGUAUUCGCUCACGGAGUGACGUUAAACGAGGAAUUCACCCAGGGGCACACGUUGCCCUACACCUCUGCUUCUGGCUUGCCUGUGUAUUCGCUGUUCUUCUUACGGUUGUGAUUUCCCUCUCCGUCCAGUCUACUAUCAGAGAAUGUGCCGAGGAGGAAACCGAGCGCUAUUCGUAUUAUAGUUACAGCUACUGUCACGAUGACAUCGGGCUGUACAGCAACGGCGCGUAUCUGCCUAUGAUCCAAGCCGUAGCUGCUUUCUUCGGCUUGGCCACCAUCGAUCACUUCAUUCUUUUCGUCAUGGCGUGCAUCGAUACGCACAAACGGAAUAUGACGAGGCCUGCAGGCGUUGUUCUACCACCUAUGUUAUCGGCGGGAGGCAUGUACUACCCACCUCCGCCACCACCACCAGGUACUACUCCUUACUAUCCGUAUCCGGUGCCGAUGCAGUCGUUUCCGCAACCGCCACAACAGUUGCAAGCGGGACAAGUGCGAUUUGGUCCAGUUCCUAACGGGACCGGUGCCGUAGCACCAACCGCCCCUCGAGCCAACCCGGUCGGACAGAAUUACCAAAGUCUCGCCGGGUUUUACGCACCGGCACCACCGCAGCCUUCCUAUUUACCAGCCCAGCCCGCAGCGGACCCGAAUAACGAAAAGGCCGCACCCUCUACUUCGGCUGUACCUGGCCAAGCGUCAUGAUGGAAGAGUACCAACAAGGCAAUUUCUGUUUUUAGCAUUUCAUAAUGUCCUAAUACCCUGCGCUUGGUUGUAUGAGAUCAAAUGAGAUAAGACGUGUCUGUAUAGCUGUGAGCAGUUUUGGCUCGCGAUGUUAAUACUAUUGAUACCCCCGGACUGCGUUGUAUAUGAGAUCUGAAUCUAAAGAACUUAUUACGUUAGUUUACAGCCUUGGGCAUCAAGGAUCAUCAUUUAUUUAAAGCUUGGGCUAUAUCUUGGAACUCAAUGUGUCCAUGGCAUCA
Daldinia vernicosa is the source of this 1910-nucleotide messenger RNA. RefSeq lists its product as uncharacterized. The coding region runs from base 427 to 1632 and encodes 401 amino acids. The record is from RefSeq and is a predicted model, not a curated record. The transcript has a single exon. NCBI's taxonomy places the organism in Eukaryota, Fungi, Ascomycota, Sordariomycetes, Xylariales, Hypoxylaceae.